AUGGGGCGCAAAUUCUUUGUCGGCGGCAAUUUCAAGAUGAACGGGACUAUUCAGUCCAUCAAAGACAUCGUUCACAACCUGUCAUCGGCGAAGCUUGACCCCAACACCGAAGUCGUUAUCUCCCCUCCAGCACUCUACCUCCUUCUCACCCGCGAGCAUCUCCGCGAAGGCCUCGAGGUUGCCGCCCAGAAUGUGUUUGACAAGCCCAAUGGUGCUUUCACUGGCGAGAUCUCUGUGCAACAGCUCAAGGAUAGCAAUAUCACCUGGACUAUUCUAGGCCACAGCGAGCGCCGUACCAUCUUGCAAGAGUCGGACGAUUUCGUGGCCAGCAAGACCAAGAACUCCCUUGAUGGUGGUGUUGGUGUCAUUCUGUGCUGCGGAGAGUCUCUCGAGCAGAGAGAGCAAGGUACCACGGUCCAGGUCGUGACCAAGCAGCUGGAUGCCGUUAACAAAGUCAUUGGCAAGGACGGCUGGUCCAAGGUCGUCAUUGCCUACGAACCCAUCUGGGCCAUCGGCACUGGCAAAGUUGCUACUACAGAGCAAGCACAGGAGGUCCACGCUGCGAUCCGCAAGUGGCUGAAAGAUUCCGUCUCGUCUGAGGCCGCCGACAACACCAGAAUUAUCUAUGGUGGUAGCGUCAGCGAGAAGAACUGCUGCGAUCUGUCCAAGCAGCCCGAUGUCGAUGGCUUCCUGGUUGGUGGUGCUAGCUUGAAGCCGGCUUUCGUCGACAUUAUCAACGCAAACCAGUCCAGCUAG
This is a messenger RNA of Cyphellophora europaea CBS 101466, 756 nucleotides long. RefSeq names its product triosephosphate isomerase. NCBI's taxonomy places the organism in Eukaryota, Fungi, Ascomycota, Eurotiomycetes, Chaetothyriales, Cyphellophoraceae. Gene Ontology annotation, cellular component: cytosol. The transcript is spliced from 5 exons. The record is from RefSeq and is a predicted model, not a curated record. The coding region runs from base 1 to 756 and encodes 251 amino acids. Gene Ontology annotation, molecular function: triose-phosphate isomerase activity. Gene Ontology annotation, biological process: glycolytic process; glycerol catabolic process; glyceraldehyde-3-phosphate biosynthetic process.